This is a messenger RNA of Scaptodrosophila lebanonensis, 999 nucleotides long. RefSeq lists its product as uncharacterized. Lineage: Eukaryota; Metazoa; Arthropoda; Insecta; Diptera; Drosophilidae. The coding region runs from base 1 to 999 and encodes 332 amino acids. The record is from RefSeq and is a predicted model, not a curated record. The transcript has 3 exons.
AUGGGAAAUGCUUCCAAAAAGAUGAGUAAAUUUCUCACAAAAAGAUCAAGUGCGCCGCGCACUCUGCUCGUGUUGUUAUUGGCGCUGUGCUGCCUGAGCAGCGCAUUUGGCGCUAAGAUAACCAAAAAGACCGAGAAGCAAACACAGAAUAAUAGCGAAGACAAAGCUCAGGUCGCUGCUGCCGUAGAAGAAGCAGAAGCUGAACAAGCUGCUGAUGAAGAUGAUAAUGAUGGCGAUGAUGACGACGACGAUGACGAUGAGGAAGCAGACAAAGAGGCGGCAGCGGCAACGGCGACCACGACAACAACGAGUGCAACUGGUGACAAGAACGCCGUCCAACCGGCCGAUCCCACAGAUCUGAGCGUUUGGGGUAUGGUUCGCACACUAUGGAGCUGGCUGCGCAGCGACUUAAGUGAAAGCCUGUUUGGCGAUGACGAUGACAAGCCAACAUCUGCAGUGGAGGGUCGCACAUUUGGCAAAAUUCGACGUCUGCAAAUGGCGCUCAUCCCAAUUAUCUUCAAGUUUGGCGUACUAUCCGCCAUGGUGGCCUUUUUAGUAGCCAUAGGUAUGAAGUCGCUGUUCCUGCUCAAGGUGCUCGUCGUCAUGAAUGCCGUUGCCAUAUUGGGGAAGUUCCUAACUUUGAAGACCACACUCUUCGGCCAGUAUGAACACUCGGCGCCUACCUUCAGCUAUCCGGGCUGGAAUCCCCAUGCCAAAGAAUCGUGGGCCCCAACGGGUCCAGCGCAGCAGUCACCACAUACGCCCAGCAAGGAAAUACAUCUGCACAUCCAUGGAAACACCAACGGACAGAUUGCAGCCAACCAGGGCUACACCUAUGACACACAGGGCUGGCAGAGUCGCUCCGAUCCCUAUGGAGCCUACAUGCCUACCGGCAACACAGGCACCCAAUAUUUGGAUGCUCAAAGCGAGCUUCCCAACAACACCGACCCGAUGUCGCUGCUGCCCACAAAAUAUCCGGCGCGGCAGUUGAUACGCUAG